This is a messenger RNA of Trichomonas vaginalis G3, 324 nucleotides long. Its product is annotated as chaperone cofactor-dependent protein refolding. The coding region runs from base 1 to 324 and encodes 107 amino acids. The record is from RefSeq and is a predicted model, not a curated record. The transcript has a single exon. NCBI's taxonomy places the organism in Eukaryota, Parabasalia, Trichomonadida, Trichomonadidae. Gene Ontology annotation, molecular function: metal ion binding; protein folding chaperone; ATP binding. Gene Ontology annotation, cellular component: mitochondrial matrix.
AUGCUUGCAUCAUUUGGACUUCGCUUUGCAACAAAGAAGCUUCCAAUCAAGCCACUUGGCUCCCGUCUCAUUGUAGAAUUCGAUCAGCAAAUGAAAACAAAGCAAGGAAAUCUUUACAUCCCUGAAUCUGCACAAAAAGUUCCAAAUCAAGCUACAAUUCUCGCUGUUGGCCCAGGAUCAUAUGUAGAUGGCCAUUUCAAACCAACACAUAUGAAACCAGGCCAAAGAGUUUUGAUGCCCGAUUUCGGCUUCCAAAACGUUAAAGUUGAAGGCAAGGAAUAUACAAUUAUGAACGAAGAUGAUGUUCUCGCCAUCUUUGAAUAA